UCCCUCCCGCAAGAAGCCCUAUUAUAAAGGCUGUGUUUGCUCAGUUCCUGCAGUGUGCCCCCUCCCAGGAGCAGAGGCAGACACUCCUGGAUUCAUUCCUCCUCUCCCUGGACCCGCCCAAUAAAUCUCUUUUAUGGGAUUUGCUGCCUGGUGUGACUGUCAUCAGAAGCUGUGAAGAAAAGGGGAGCAGGGAGGAAGUGGAGCAGGGCUGAGGCUCCUGAGCUCCUCAGCUCAGCUGGGGAUCCCCUCCCCUGGGAGCUGCAAUGCCUCUGCUGAGGAGACUUCCUCUCAGAGCUGUGUGGUUCCCAAGUUCCCAUGUCUCAGGAUGUCACUUCAUUGGGACACUGUCCCACCUCAGAGCUGUGUGGUUCCCGGCCUUCUGAGUCCCAGGACACCAUCCCAUCUGAGCAGGAAAGCCAACAGUUCUGCCCUGGGUCCCAUACCCAGCACUAAAAAGAAAGAAUCAAACCACAACAACAGAAGUGUUCAAAUAUAAAAUGACUUUUCUGAGACAUAUUUUCAAGUAAUGGCUCCUAAGUACCUGUGAAAAGUCCUGAAAAGUAUCUCAACUCCCAAGGUGUUGUGCAGACAGACCUUACAUUGCAGAUCAUAGGAAUAGCAAUGACAGCGCACAUGAAUAUUAGUUGUGAACUACAAAAUAGUAAUCUGGGGUUGUUUUUCAUAUCAACAUUAAUAUGAUGCCUUCACAGCCCUAAUGCUCUCACCGUCUGUAACUUUGUCCAUUGGCCAUCCUGUCAUGCUUUAUGUUCUAGGAACACCAAUGCUUGUAUGGCUCCGGUAGCUGCAUCCCGCUUCUGACUUAGGCUCUGCUUCUUAUUACGUUUUCCUAGUGUUUUUUCCCUCUGUCAUCUUUCAAAUAAGGCUUCACCUUAUUCUAGGAAGCCUCCCCUACCUCUGCACGCCUUGGGUUACCUUCUCCUCCACAGCAACAUGGUCCUUCUUGCUGUCUUUCUGUAGUUGAUUAUGUGUUCAUGACCUCACUUCAGGCCGGCAUUAAACUAUUCAGGUUUCUUCUGUGGAGCAGCACCCUUUCAUGUCUAACUGUGUAGUUUUGUUGAAUGAAUGGAUUAGAUUCCUUUCCUAUAACUGUGUUUUCCUGUGUAAGCAUUGGCAUUUUUUAUGUUUGAGCAGUGUGCAUCAAUUGUUAGGUCUGAAACUUCUGCUUAUUGACAUGAUGGCUUUUAUCAGCUGAGGUAACCAAUCAAGUUAGCAUCGGUGGUAUUAGGGUCAAAGUUAGUUCUGCGGGUGUUAGGUUAUGGAGGAAAUACAAAUAAACUUUAGGGGGACAAAAUUUAUAUAUAAUAUAUUAUAUGUUUUUGUCAGCAUACAGAAUAGUGAGUUUAUAACAUUUAAAUUUUAUUAAUAUUAUCAUGUAUUAUAUAUGAUGUGAUCAUGAUAUAUGAUACCAUGGCACAUGUGUGGAGGUCAGAGGACAGCUUUGUACCUCAUUUUCUACUUUCACCUCUAAGGAGAUUGUGAGUAUUAAACUCAGGGUGUCAGGCUUCUACACACAAGCGUUUUAUCACCGAGCCACCUCACUGGCCUCAUGAUGACAGUUUUAUGCAUGUCAGCCAUUAUACCUUGCUUUUGUUUGACCCCAUUGUCCUCCCCUACUUCUUUCUGCCCGAAGUUCUUUGGAUUCUCUUAUUCCGUCUUCUCAGAUUAUUUACUCUUCUCUUGGAGUGCUGUGCCGGGCUUCGAUGUUGGCUUUCUUGUAAAAAUGAUUGGUCUAAAGAAAUUUCCAUGUUGUCAGCAGUGAUACAGAGCACAGAAGUAUUUCACCAAUAGUUUGCAGGAACGUAACUGCAUUCUAAGUUCCAGAAUGGCAGCAGCAGCAUCCUUCUCUCAGUCUAGAGUUCCACAAGACUCUCCGGCUCCCUGUGGUCCCCCCACGUAUUCCAUGCAGAUGAGAGCUGGUCUCUAGGGGUGCUGGAAAAAUAGGCACAUCCUGUAUGUAACGUCAAUGUGGACAUUUGAUGCUCAGGGGCUGUGGACGCCCCACAGCUGGGGACUCCUUUUCACAGUUCCGAUUUGCUGAGGAGAAAGAAUGGGAUGGUGAAACUUCAUGUUCAAAACAGAAUUCAGCGCUCUACGUGGACAGUGAGUCACUGGUUCGAGCCCUUCAGCAGCUGCCUCUUGCAGUCCGUCUUAAUGUUGCUUCAGAGUUGAUCCAGACCGCAGUUCCUUUAGAACUUCCACAGGCGAAACCAAGGAGAAACGAUGAUGGCAAGGAGCUGGGCAUGCAGUUAAGGGGGCCCCUCUCCCAGCUCAGGUCUGCUGCUGGUGGGUGUCCCAGGUCUCUGGGCAGAGACAGUUUAAGACAGAGCCCUUCAGAAGGUUCGCAGAAAGCAUCUUCCCCACCACAGUCAGCGGCAGACCAUCUGGAAGAAGAACUGGAUAUGUUGCUACAUUUAGAUGCACCUGUGAAAGAGGAAGACAGUCUCUCUCCAGACCAGACAUCUCAGGACCAGGAGCCAGAAAGAGAUGGGCAGAUAGCCCAGGAGGAAAUAGCUCCUGAAAAACCAUCUGUGACCAGAGACAAAACUGUGGAACCUGGGCAGCCAAGCACAUCGAAAACUGUCACCGAGGAAGAGCUGGAAGACUGGCUGGACAGCAUGAUUUCCUGAAAGGGGGAAGAGUGCUUGAAGCAAAUGUUGGUUGCUGUCUGCGUGAGGGUGGGCUAAUUUACCAGAUCCCCCGUGCUAACAUGUCCUGUUAUGCUUACAGCAGCCAACACCUACCUCAGUGUUUGAUGGCAUCUGAAUGCAUGGCUGAGGCGUGUUUGGGGCUUCACUUCUGUCGUUACCUGGCUUAGUCAUCUACAGACUUCACUGUGGACAGGGGAUAUCACAGCUACACUUUGAACCUCCUUCCUGUCAACCUUUCAGCAUAGCAGGUGGUAUUUAAGGGAAUAUACUGAAGCCACAAGGCAUGCAGUUGGUCAAAAUAAACACCCUCUGAUGUA
Molecule: messenger RNA, 2986 nt
Organism: Rattus norvegicus (Norway rat)
Lineage: Eukaryota; Metazoa; Chordata; Mammalia; Rodentia; Muridae
Gene: Aven
Product: apoptosis and caspase activation inhibitor
Source: RefSeq, a predicted model, not a curated record